Molecule: messenger RNA, 3076 nt
Organism: Hemibagrus wyckioides
Lineage: Eukaryota; Metazoa; Chordata; Actinopteri; Siluriformes; Bagridae
Gene: ptar1
Product: protein prenyltransferase alpha subunit repeat containing 1
Exons: 7
Coding region: 59-1273 (404 amino acids)
Biological process (GO): protein prenylation
Cellular component (GO): cytoplasm
Molecular function (GO): protein prenyltransferase activity
Source: RefSeq, a predicted model, not a curated record
UGCUCAGUUUCCCGGAUGAGGUUGAGUCACUCGUGCUGAUGUCACUCGCGCUCGGAAAAUGGCCGAGUCGGAAGAGGAGGUGGAUGUCUUGGUCCAGAGAGUUGUCAAAGAUAUCACUAACGCGUUUAAGAGAAACCCCGCCAUAGAUGAGAUUGGACUCAUACCAUGCCCUGAGGCUCGGUACAACAGAAGCCCCAUCGUUUUGGUGGAGAAUAAGCUUGGGGUGGAAAGCUGGUGCGUGAAGUUCCUGUUGCCUUAUGUGCACAACAAGCUGCUGCUCUAUCGACAGCGCAAGCAGUGGCUGGACCGUGAGGCGCUAGUUGACAUCACAUGCACAGUACUGCUAUUAAACCCAGACUUUACCACUGCCUGGAAUGUAAGGAAGGAGCUCCUUCAGUGUGGAGUGCUGAAUCCAGAGAAGGACCUGUACCUCGGGAAAUUAGCACUGACCAAGUAUCCAAAAAGCCCAGAGACAUGGAUACACAGGCGCUGGGUGCUGCAGAGGCUGCAGAAGGAGCCUUGUGGAGCUGACGAAAGGAGCGACUACAGUGAGCAGAUACAGAGAGCUGUGCAUGAGGAGAUGAAGGUGUGUGCAGAUGCUGCGGGCCGUUACCCCAGCAACUACAACGCCUGGUCACACCGUAUCUGGGUCCUGCAGCACAUGGCUAAAGGCAAUCUGAAGAUUCUUCAUGAUGAACUCUCCUCCACAAAACUUUGGGUGUCCAUGCACGUAUCUGACCACAGCGGCUUUCACUACCGCCAGUUCCUGCUCAAGGUACUGCUGGCUGAGCUGGGUCAGGUCCAACAGCCUAACAGAGGAGGCUCAGUGGACGAGCCCCACACCGACGCCAUCCCUCAGCUCUUCCAUGACGAGAUAGAGCUCUGCACUGACCUCAUCGAGUCAUACCCAGGCCACGAGACACUGUGGUGCCACAGACGGCAUGUGUUCUAUCUGUGGCACCACUGGCGGAAUAACAGUCAAGAGCAGGGUCCUCUAUCUCCAGGCCACGCCCACAAUCUCCUCAAUGACUCUCCAGACCCUAGUGAUGAAGACAGGAGCUUCCAGGCCAUGGACGUUGACUGUACACAAGAGGGCAGUAAGCAGGGAGGCUACACACAGGACAGUAAACGGUUGAAGCGAGGGCCACCCUGCCCCACUCUCCCUUCUGAACACACUUUCAUCUCGCGCAUCCUCAGCAGCUGCAGGAACCCUGAACAAGGCCGUUUCGCCAACGCAUACAGGAAGUGGCUGGACUCUGUUAUAGGUCAGUAGCUUAAGAUAUACUUCACCCACAUGGAAAUGGGUGAGGUUCAAUAGAUCAACUUAGUUUUGGCACCAUCCAUGCAAGUCCUGCGUAACUGAAGAAGGCCAGACUGUCAAGUGAAUUCCCCUUCAUGAUGAAAACCAAGUGAUGAGCCAUGGCAGAGAAAUGCUGGUCUGCAGUAUCUGCUUUUGUUCAGGUACUUGAUAUCUCAGGUCUGUGUUUGUUUGUUUGUUUUUUUUUGCUCAGUUUGAAACUUUUUAUAUUGUUUAUAUAUAGGUUUUCUUGGGUUUAUUAUUAUUAUUAUUAUUAUUAUUAUUAUUAUUAUUAUUAUUUUUGCACAUUUUAAACGAGUGCAGGACGUCUUCAUGAUGCUGCCUUCAGUUGUACACUUCCUGUCAGGAGACUUAGGUGCACAUGUUGGAGCUCAAACUGAUCCUGUCCCACUUCCUUCAGUUCCAUUAAGAGCAGGCAGGCUUUGGUUACUUUUGCUCUACCGUUUAUUCGUUCUCUGAACUGUACAGAUCUUAACAAAUUUCAGAGCAGUUUGCACCCGUUAAUGAUGUAAGCACAAUCACAGAGUUUCUCAGAAACCUUUAAAAACACGGUAGGCUGAUCGAUUUGGGAUCAAUAUUUAUUAAGACUUUUAAUAUCACACAACAGGAAUGGGUAGUGCUUGUGCAAAUUGUAGGUGUGUUUGUGUUCUAAUGUAAAGGCAUAGCAUUAGCUCAGGCUUCACAAUCGAAUACAUAAUCUUAUAGAGGCACAUUCAUCACACUGUAUAAAGAAUAAAGAUCACCUACACGUAACCGUUAAGUGUCAUGCUUCUGGAGAAUCUCAGUGUUAAAGCACAGUGUGAUAUAUAUUUUUUUUAAUGUAGCCUGAGUCUUCAUUAUGAAGGGGAAUCACGUUUCUUGACUCGUCUGCCCACUGAGGACGGUGUUGUGAUUAGUACAAGCUACAAAGCUGAAGUCGAACACUUGUCGAAUGGUGCUAAUUUUCUGCAGCCACUAAAGAAGGCUUUAACAGGCCCGGGUUGACAGAUGCUGCUUCUCUUUUAACACUACUAUAUUUAUGCAAAGAAUUGAUAUAAAUUUCAUGAUAGGCUCACUCAUAUCGCAAUUUAUUAAAACUAAACACUUCAGCCAGGUUUACACUGUGUGAUUUGUCGUUCGGUCGGAGACAGAAAUAGCACAUUAUACAGGAACUCUUCGCACAGUGAGUUGAGGUCGGUCAUGGUAUAUUGUGAAGUUCUCACAGGCAGCUGCCAUGGCGAGCGAAGACGAAACCGCGUUAAUGUUACUGAAGACUGCUGCUACAAGGCUUAACACAAAUCCACUGAUAGGAGCGCAGCAAAGGAUUGUGGGAAACUUGCUGUACAGGUACAAAUACAGUAGUAGCAUCGGUAAUGACAAACCAUGAUUACAGACAAAAAUAAAAUGUUAAUACCUCAAGCUCACAUUGAAAAACUGUUUCGGUUUAUGCAAGCCUGGAUCACACUGACUGAUGCUGCAAGCAGAACUUAGUAAUUUUCUUUAAUCGCAGGUCUUCAUCGUGUAAACUGACAGGAAGAACACGUUAUCACUGUCCGUCAUAGAAUUCGACCAAGAUGUUAACGGGAUCAUCUCGUACAGCGUGACAUGGUAUAAUCUUUGCAGACCGCUGAAAUGGCACAGUGUAAACCGGCUCUAGACGGUCACGGUCGAGCUAGCUGUGCGUUAGACAUUUCUGGCCUCUUAGCAACUUUUCAGCAGUACAAUCUUAUAAAGCAGACGUGAUUUAUGGCACAUUUGUAUAGGUUUGUUUGUAGGAAA